This is a messenger RNA of Esox lucius (northern pike), 8308 nucleotides long. It is a transcript of the gene efr3a, whose product is annotated as EFR3 homolog A (S. cerevisiae). Bases 367 to 2832 code for a protein of 821 amino acids. The transcript is spliced from 23 exons. The record is from RefSeq and is a predicted model, not a curated record. Gene Ontology annotation, biological process: protein localization to plasma membrane. Lineage: Eukaryota; Metazoa; Chordata; Actinopteri; Esociformes; Esocidae. Gene Ontology annotation, cellular component: plasma membrane.
CCUUAGAAUGUUGCAUUACAUUGUUGAAGGGCAUACAUUCUUUACGUAAGACUCUAGCGAAUCAGUUAUUUGACAUAGGUAGUCUUCGUUGAGUGCCUUUGCCAUUUUGUAGUCAGUGUAGGUGAUAAACACGUUAGACUAUUUCUAAUGCACAUUGAAUCGAGUUCAUCUUGUUAACGGCAAUGGCAUGUUUACGGCAGAGCUCAUGUUCAUGAUUUAAUGUUACAGUGUCCAUGGUCGACUCUUUCCGUGCCACGAUGAAGUAAGGGAGCAGCGAUUUCGGAGAAUAGUGACGAAAGCUACAUGUUACAAAACUAAAGAAUCAAUCGCUGCACACUUUGAAAGGAACUGCGGUACAUCAGAAGAAUGCCUGCGGGCGUGUGUGGCUGUUGUGGACCUCUGAGGCCCAGGUACAAACGUCUGGUGGACAACAUCUUCCCUGAGGACCCCAAAGAUGGUCUGUCCAAGUCUGACAUGGAGAAGCUCACCUUUUAUGCAGUGUCCGCCCCGGAGAAGUUGGACAGGAUCGGGGCCUACCUGGCGGAGCGGCUAAGCCGAGAUGUGGUCCGCCACCGCUAUGGGUACGUAGUCAUUGCGAUGGAGGCUCUGGACCAGCUCCUAAUGGCCUGUCACUCCCAGAGCAUCAAGCCCUUCGUAGAGAGCUUCCUCCAAAUGGUGGCAAAGCUGCUGGAGUCCCAGGAACCAGACCUGCAGGUUCUGGGGACCAACUCUUUUGUCAAGUUUGCCAAUAUUGAGGAGGACACCCCAUCCUAUCACCGGCGCUAUGACUUCUUUGUCUCCCAGUUCAGCGCCAUGUGCCACUCAACCCACGAAAACCCUGAGACCAGAACCCGGAUUCGUGUUGCUGGUAUCAAAGGGCUGCAGGGCGUGGUGAGGAAGACUGUAAACGAUGAGCUUCAGGCCAUCAUCUGGGAACCCCAGCACAUGGACAAACUCAUCCCCUCCAUGCUGUUCAACAUGCAGGACGCGGAGGACCUAGACCGAGUGGGUCACCCGGGCACGCCGUCCGGGCCGGAAAUGGACGGGGAGGAGAACCCAGCCGCCCUGGCUGAGAGCUGCUUCCGAGAGCUGCUGGGAAGAGCCGCCUACGGCAACAUGAACAACGCUGUCCGGCCCGUGCUAGUGCAUCUGGACAACCACCGGCUGUGGGACCCCAAUGAGUUUGCGGUUUCCUGUUUCCGAAUCAUCAUGUACUCCAUACAGGCUCAGCACUCCCACCAUGUCAUCCAGCAAGUCCUGGGCCACCUGGACUCGCACAAUAAGAACACCCCGCGCAUGAGGGCCGGCAUCGUGCAGGUCCUCCUGGAGACGGUCGCCAUAGCAGCCAAAGGCUCCGUCGGCCCCACAGUGCUGGAGGUGUUCAACACACUGCUGAAACACCUGCGGAUGAGUGUGGACUUUGAGCUAGGCGACAGCUCCAGACGCAACUCAUCCACCAGUCUGUCCUCGUCCGGACGGGUCAAGGAGAGUGAGGAGCGUAUCGUCCAGAACGCCAUCAUCCAGACCAUCGGGUUCUUUGGUGGGAACCUACCGGAUUACCAGCGUGCCGAGGUGAUGAUGUUCAUCAUGGGCAAGGUGCCCGUGUACGGCGCCCCCUGUCACACUCUGGACACGGUGAAGAUUGGGCACCAGGGCACCAAGCGUAUCCAGACCAUGCUGCUGAGCUCCCUCAUCAUGGUGACCUCUGGCUUCAAGUCCAAGACGAUGGCGGCAGCGCUGCCCGCGCCCUUCCUGGACCCCUUAUUCUCCAUCUCUCUCAUGGAGGACAGUGAGCUUCGCCAGUUGGUCCUUGAAAUCCUGCACAACAUCAUCGAUCGUCAUGACAAUCGCGCCAAGCUGCGGGGCAUCAGGAUCAUUCCAAAUGUGGCUGCCUUAAAGAUAAAGAGGGAGAAGAUAUCAAAACAAGAUGUUGGAUUCAUGAAAAAGCAUGGGCAACAGUUGUACCGUCACAUAUAUUUGGGCUGUAAGGAGGAGGACAACGGCCAUAAGAACUUUGAGCUGCUCUUCACUACCCUGGCCGUGCUCACCAUCGAGCUGGCGAAUGAAGAGGUGGUGGUGGACCUCAUCAGGCUGGCCCUCGCCCUGCAGGACAUGGCCCUGGUGAACGAGGAGAACAUGCCCAUGGUAAUCCGGUGCAGCAUCAUGGCACUGGUGGCCGCGUACCUGAACUUCCUCAGUCAGAUGAUUGCCAACCCACCCUUCUGUCAGCAUGUGAGCAAGGUGAUUGAGAUGAGAAACCUGGAGGCGCCCCACCUCCUUCCUGAGCACAUCUUCAGGGAGAAAUGUCCGCUUCCAAGUUCUCUGGAGAAAGAAGACAGCAGCCUGUAUUUCCAGACAGUUGACCUAGCAGAAUGUCUGGUUGGCCCAGGAUAUAAUGCUGAGCGUCUAUCAACCCCUUAUGUCCCCCAGGUGACAGAUGAAGAUCGCCUCACCAGAAGGAAGAGUUUUGUUGACACCAUUUCUCUUCAAGUGGAUUUCACUCCCAAUAGCCUUCCAGAUAAGUGUCCGCUGGCUGAAGAGAUCACCUUUGAGACACUGAAGAAGGCCAUUGACACCACAGGGUUGGAGGAGCAGGAAAAGGAGAAGAGGCGCCAGGUCAUGGAAAAGUUCCAGAAGGCUCCAUUUGAGGAGAUUGCUGCCCACUGCGAGUCCAAGGCCAAUUUGUUACACGACAGACUGACACAAAUCUUUGAGCUCACUAUCCGGCCCCCCCCCAGUCCCUCUGGAGUCGUGUCCAUCUCUGCAGGCCAUGCUCAACACCAGUCUAUCCCUGUCUACGAGAUGAAGUUCCCCGACCUGUGUGUUUAUUAGAUUACCAAUAAAAAAUGCUGUGUCCCCUUCCCAACGGGGUCCAUCCUCUAACCCUGCCUAGACCUGUACUUCUACUGGAGCCAAGACAAAUCCCAACUACUAACACAGUGCACCCAAAACCCUAACCCAUGUUCCGAACCAAAUUAUACCACUAAAUUCCUAUCCCCUUAAUCCUCACCCCUAAGUCAGCUCUAAAACCAGACCUGCUCCAACAAAAACUUGCUAUGGCACUGGAAUGACUGUUUAACGAUUUCUUCACAAUGCACGUUGUUCCAAGACCCCUUCUCAGACAGUGUUUAUUACCAGAAAUGGCUGUAACAUACACAGAAACACGAGCUGGCUAUACACACACAUUCUCAUCGAUAGUCUAACCAAAUGGCUUUGGUCCAUUGGCUAAUAUGCUGAGAAAGUGAAGAGAAACCAGACAGUACUGUAGUGACCAUGCCAUUUUCAAGACACCUUACUAACAAAUAAUUGGCUAAGUAUAAAUAAUUUCUAAACUGUUUUGUUAGCUACAGUAGUGCUUGUGUGUUAUUAAUAACCUGUCCAAAAUUGACGGAUGUCUUGAGUCGUCUUUACGAUUUACCGUUGUGACGUGCAUCUUCUUAUUUCUGUACAUAGUAGAGAGAAAUAUUUUUUAGCUGCCAGCCAGAAGAACUUUUACUUUAUUGAUAUUAUGCAGGUUAGUCUUGACGCUGUAGAAAGAUAAUGCCUUUCUUGGGUGACGGGCUUACUUGAAAGCCCUGUAGAAGUGCUGAUUUGAUCCAUCUGGAUCUAAUUAGCAAGAUGUCAGGAUUUAAUUGAAAACCGAUUCAUAUGUUUGUCUGUGUGAAAAGAUUAGGUGAAUUUCAGAGUUUUUCCAAUUCUACUCUUUUCUUUUCUGAAAGCCCCAGCUGGCUAGAUUGAGUAGUGUUCUUUAUUACAGGUCUGUUAGGGGACUAUUGGAACCCCGUUUUGGGACUAGGCCUCUAGUAAUGUGCACACCUGUUUUAUUUGGUCCAGGGUUUUCUUUCACUGAAUCAAAAUUCAGAAACCAUUUCCCAACACCUCCUGUACUCAUGCACUCAGGAUUUGUCCUGAAUAAAUGGUUUUGUGGACCAGCUGAUGCCAAUAAAUAAAAACAGCAGUUUGUUUCUGAAGGCACCAUGUUAUCUAGUUGCCAUGUAGACAGUUUAGGGUGACAUGUCCACCAGGUGUGUUUUUUUCCCCCACAUUACUUUUAACAUUUGGUACAGAAAAAGAAAAUGUGAAGGCACUUAUGUUUCUUUUCUUCUAAAUGAUUGAAAAUCCUGAAAUGCACCAGGAGUUUGGCAAGUUGUGCCUGUUGUCUUUUAAGAGAUUUUAACGGGGACUGUUAUAGCGAACAAACCAUUUCACAUUGGAAGACGUGUUAUUUCUCGUUCCAGUAUUUUUGCUUAGUCUGCACUUUGACAUGACGUCUAUUUGAUAUCAUAGUGCAUUGAAUAAGUACCCAUGUAGGUAUGUAUAUACACACAUGCAUUUGUGUAUUGUAAAAAGGAAAGACACAGGGAACAGACACAGUGUAAGAGUUUACUGCCCUGGAGAGCCUUUAUUAACAGAAACUACAGGGGGGGGGGGGGGGGGUUCGUGUCGUCAGCGACCUCAUCACUCUUAUCCUUAGUUAUCCUGCAUUGUGUUCAUCACAGGGGCAGAGCAGCUCCAAGCUUGGGCUUGAGGUUACACUUCCUUUCUCUCCCCAGAGCUGCUCUUCUGGGACCCUGUUAUAUUCCCUCUGACAAGGCCUGAUUGGGGCAAGUGUGCCUCGUCAGGGGGUGGCAACCAAGGGCUCCGUUCUGCAUCUUUGGCACAGGUGGUUGCCACUGGGGGCGUUACGGGAGAGGGCGCGUUCAUGCCGAAAUAUACACACACGUGUAUGUCUGUGUAUGCAGGUGCUAUAAAUAUAUACACACGUACACACACACACAUUGAUGUGCCUAUUGCAACAGGCCAGACUUAUGUGCAGUAUAGGGAUUUAGCAGCAAAGUCUUAUUCACAUGGGAUUGAUAUCUUGCAACUUACUGUUGAUGUGUCUGUGUGACUUGUCUUGAUUAUGUAUUGAUUGUUUAGAAUAGGUAGGAAAAUAUGAAGGUAACCGAUAAUACGUUUUCCAACUUAUUCAGCUGGUCUAAGUCUUUUAUAGGUCUGUUUAUCAUCUACGACACCAAAACACGUCAUCGCCAAAGAAUCAAUUUUGUGUCGUGUCCCUACCUGUUCCUUCACACUGUCAAACCUCUAAAUAACUGUCAAACAACUCUUCCAGAUCCAGAUCUAUGGCUGUCUGAUUUUCAGGGCUUUACCCAGAUAGCUAUUAUACCCUACUGUCUGUAUAACUUGUCUCGGCACAGCAGUCACCCCUUUGAGCUACACCCUAUCCCAGUUCUUGGUUUGAGUGAGACGUCCUGUGUGUACAACGCUGCUUUAUUCCCGGAUAAAAAGGUCCUCCAUUUACUGUUUUGUAAGAGAACCUCAAGGCUGGUGACUUUAACUGCUAGGCUGAUCUGUAAGCAAAAUGUUGCUAAAUCCAGUCCCAGAGUCGAACAAGAUUUGUCUGUCUUUAAGCAAGGCAGUUAAGCUUAAUUGCUCCUCUAUGUUGAUCUAGAAGUGUCUGCUAAGUGUUUAAAAUGGGGGGUAAAAAUACAAAUUAAUCCCCCUGACAGAUCUGACUAUCCAAAAGGAUCAGUUGAAAGUGGAGCGGCUGCUCAAUAAAAGUGGUUGUUGGGUUGGGGUAGACUCUUCCAGAUAAUGCACUCAAAACAGUGGGAAUGGAGCCAGUUGAAAUUGCAAAGGAGCAUCUGUUAUGUGUGUCAUGUAAAGAUGGUUAACGGUAGGAGCUCAAGAAAAAAUUAUAAAGAAGAUGUUAAUGUUGGCUACCAAAAGGUUCUCAUUAAUGGCUUCCUGUUGUAACAGGAUACAGCCAAAGAUUGCUGUGGAUGUUUGUAAGGCCUUGGUUGGGACGAAAAGAGGUGGAUUUGCAUGUUCAAGGUGGUUUGGUAUGUCUUAAAAAGUCCUUGCCCAGCUAUAAACUCAGCUGAUGUAUGAGACAUGAGUGUACUGAGAGAAUAGCGGAUCAGAUGUUUUUAUUGUGGAUUGGGACUUGGUUAAGCUUUUGAGAGUGUGGUUGGCUAUUGAUUCUAUUGUUUGGUGUAUUUUUCCAGGCCCUAUUUUAAGAUGUUAUUGAUGGAUAAUUGCUUUUGCCAUUUCAAUUGGAUGGUGGCGGUGAACCUCUAGGGAAGUACUGUAGCAUCAGGGAUACGUUUAAUAUACAUUAUCAGUCAGAGGUCUGGACACACCUACUCAUUUAAGUGGUUUUUCUUUUCUUUUUAUUAUUAUUUACGUUGGGGAAUAAUAGUGAAGACAUCAAAGCUACGAAAUAAUGUUAUCAAGUAGCAACCAGAAAAGUGUUAAAACAGAUAAAUGUUUUACAUUCUUCAAAGUGACUACCCUUUAACUUAUGGACAGCUUUGCACACUCUUGGCUAAAUGAUUCCAUAUGUUACUUCAAAGCUUUGAUGUCUUUAAUUGUCUAUUAUUCUACAAUGUGGAAAGUAAAAAAAUUUAAGAAAUACCUUUGAAUGAGUAUGUGUCCAAACUUUUAACUCAUAGUGUAUAUAUUUUUUUAUUAUAAUUUUGUUGCUAAUUUUGUACUCCAUGUCCCAGACCCUGAAAUCACUUGUGGAAUAGAUAUGUGCUUCAUAUUCUGAAUUUGUAACAGACAAUCUGCCUUUUUGGAAACCCACCCAAGAGCAGCCAACAUUCAACAAUGUUCCUCCAUAUUCAUUGAAUGAAAGAAAAUCUUACUUUACUCUGAGACCUUGAUCAUUUUGAUAACAGUUUAUAGUCUAUAUAUAUAUAUAGUCUGAAGUCAAAUUAAAAGGGUGUAAUAUUAUUCAUGAACUAGUGCAAUAUAUUUUCCUCUGUCAUUUCACGAGUCAUGUAAUUUCGCAACACAUAAUGUCUUAUAUUGAACUAUGAUGUUAUUUUUUGACACAUGGGCAUACGGGAAUACUAUGAGUUAAUCGGGAGAUUAAAUAUCACGUGUGUAUGGAUAACCUAUGGGAGAUCACACCAGAGGUUGUAGGCCGUACAGAGUCAUUGGUUUAGCCAGUCUCAUCGCUAGUCUGCUAGUUCUACCGUGUGUUAUCCAUUCCCUGAAAAUGGACUAGUUGGAGCUCAAACAGAUCUGGCACCACGCUUUAAUAGACUAUCUUUAUGCUGAAUUUUCAACAGUCUGUGGUAUAUUUUUAUAGAUUUAUAUCAUGUCAGUGGUAUGUUGCCUGAUAUAAAUUGGAUGGAGAUCUAUAGUUCUUCAGUUUAUCGUGCAAAAUCAACACUGAAGUGGUGCGGUUGUUCCAUCCAACACAUCAUCAAAAGCAUUGAUAAAAGACAAAACGUAAUACGCAGCUGGGUAUACCCAUUUGAGAGUAAUCACUUUUUGACAUUCACCUUAUCCGUAUUAGAUCGACUACACAUUUUUAAUUACAAUUUUUUAAGGAAUUGAAAAAGUAUAACAGCCCUGUUUUUACACUACGUUAUUUACAUUUAAACUUUUGCAGUGAUUAAGAUUUAGACGUCUAAUGUGGUUCACAAUGGGUCAACUUUGAGCACUUCUAUCUCUUGAAUUUUUUCAGCACUAAGGACCAAAAUCUUUUUUGUUCUGAAAUGGGCAAAUAUGUAUGGAAAAUUUCACUCACAUCCAAAAGGCUGCUGUGAAAAAGUGAAUACAUACAAAAGGAUUUUCCCAGCUCUAUUAGUGUUUUUUGAGAUUAAGUUUGAAUGAAAACCAGCAAAUGUGAAGUGAGGAGACUGCAAGGGAAGUCCAUUUUCGUUUCUUAUCACCAUAACAAGUCAUAGAAUAGUGAUUACAGUCUCAACAGUAUAAGAAUUACCUUUAAUCAUUUCAGUGAAUGGUCAGCUACAUUAAAGCAUUAUGCUUCACAUGAAUACUGAUGUAAUGUUUGUACUUGUAUAACUACCUGGUACUAUGGGAGACAUGGUUUAACAUUGUCUGAUUUAUGGUAUGGGUUAUCGCAGCGAUGCAUGUUUGGUAAUUUUUUUCAGGUUCAGUUUCUUGGCUACAUGUUUUAUUCUAUGGUGGAGUAUAACAGUUCCAUGCAUCAUAAUACAUUGAUUUAUGAAAAAGGUAAAGGGACCAUUUUUGUGUUUGAAACCUGUUUGUGUUUGUGAUGCAAAACUUAGUACUUUGUGCCUGUUUUAGAAAUGCAGUUAUCUGAUGUUAUGCCAUCACAAAAAAAGCAUAUGAUUUUUAAAUGGUAAUUAAAAACCACUGAACUGCAAAUAAUAAAGCUUGACUUAUUUCAAUUUACGCAUUGUUAAUUAAACCACUAUGAUGAUGACAGAGCUUCUUAUCAGCAGAUCAUUUCUGUGCAUAGAGAUUAUUGUAAGUAAAAAAAAAAAAAGUAAAGUUACAAAUAAAAUGUUUAUUUCAAAGCUAUAAA